Toxotes jaculatrix (banded archerfish) is the source of this 4313-nucleotide messenger RNA. RefSeq names its product protocadherin 10b (gene pcdh10b). The transcript has 5 exons. Gene Ontology annotation, cellular component: plasma membrane. The record is from RefSeq and is a predicted model, not a curated record. Gene Ontology annotation, molecular function: calcium ion binding. Gene Ontology annotation, biological process: homophilic cell-cell adhesion. Lineage: Eukaryota; Metazoa; Chordata; Actinopteri; Toxotidae. The coding region runs from base 1 to 3084 and encodes 1027 amino acids.
AUGAUUGUGCUUGUGAUUGUCCUGUGCAUCACGGAUGGAGUGCUCUCUCAGAUACGCUACUCUGUGCCGGAGGAGGCGGACCAUGGCACCUUGGUGGGGAAUAUCGCCGAAGACCUGGGGCUGGACCUUACCAAACUGGCUUCUCGCCGCUUCCAGGUGGUGCCCAGCUCUCGCUCACCGUACCUGGAGGUGAACCUGGAGAACGGCGUCCUGUUUGUGAACGAGAAAAUCGACCGGGAGCAAAUCUGCAAACAGAGCGCCAGCUGCCAGCUCAACAUGGAGGUGUUCCUGGAGAACCCGCUGGAGCUGUUUCGGGUCGAAAUUGAGGUGGUGGACAUUAACGACAACCCACCCAGCUUCCCGGAGACAGACAUCACGGUGGAGAUCUCAGAGAGCGCUACUCCGGGAACUCGUUUCCCUCUGGAGAGCGCGUUCGACCCGGACGUGGGCUCUAACGCUUUACGCACGUACGAUAUCACGACUAACAACUACUUUUACCUGGACGUGCAGACUCAAACAGACGGAAACAAGUUCGCGGAGCUGGUGCUGGAGAAGCCGCUGGACCGGGAGCAGCAGGCGGCGCACAGGUACGUGCUGACCGCGGUGGACGGCGGUCAGCCUCCACGGACUGGCACCGCGCUGCUGGUGGUUAAAGUGCUGGACUCUAAUGAUAAUGUGCCGGUGUUUGAUCAGCCCGUCUACACAGUGAGCCUCUCGGAGAACGCACCGGUGGGCACGCUGGUCAUCCAGCUGAACGCCACCGACCUGGACGAGGGACUAAACGGGGAGAUAGUUUAUUCCUUCAGUAACCACAUCUCCAACCGCGUAAAGGACCUGUUCAGCAUAGACCCGCGCACCGGGCGCAUCGAGGUGCGCGGAGAGGUGGAUUUCGAGGAGAGCAGCCUGUAUCAGAUCUUCGUCCAGGCCAAGGAUCUGGGGCCAAACGCCGUGCCCGCGCACUGCAAAGUGCUGGUCAAAGUCACCGACGUGAAUGACAAUGCACCGGAGAUCACCUUCAGCACCGUCACCGAAUCCGUGAGCGAAAAGGCGGCUCCCGGAACCGUGAUCGCGCUGCUGAGUGUGACUGACCGGGACGCAGAGGAGAACGGACAGAUCCAUGUGGAAAUCCUCGGUGAUGUCCCGUUCAAAUUAAAAUCUUCCUUCAGGAAUUAUUUCACCAUAGUGACCGACGGGCCGUUGAACCGGGAGCAGGUGGACUCCUACUCCGUGACUGUGGUCGCGCGGGAUAAGGGGACGCCCUCGCUCGCCACCAGUAAGUCCAUCCGAGUCCAGGUGUCUGAUGAGAACGACAAUGCGCCCACAUUCACGCAGCCCAUAUAUGAUGUGUAUGUGACAGAGAAUAACGUGCCAGGGGCGUACAUACACGCUGUGACGGCUCUGGACCCGGACAUCGGGCAGAAUGCGCUCAUCAGCUACUCCAUAUUAGAGUGUGACAUCCAGGGGAUGUCAGUCAAAACCUAUGUGUCAAUCAAUGAGGAGACUGGCUAUCUGUAUGCACUCAGGUCAUUUGACUAUGAGCAGCUGAAGGAUUUCACUUUCAUGGUCCAGGCCAGAGACGCGGGCACCCCAGAGCUCUCCACCAAUGCCACAGUCAAAGUCAUCAUCGUGGACCAAAAUGACAACGCCCCCGUGGUGUUGGCCCCCCUGGGGAAGAAUGGCACAGCCAGGGAGCCCCUACCCCGUUCAGCCGAGCCUGGCUACCUGGUGACCCGCAUCGUGGCUAUGGAUUCAGAUGAUGGUGAGAAUGCACGGCUGUCCUACAGCAUCCAGAGGGGAAACGAGAAUGGCAUGUUCAGAAUGGACUGGAGGACCGGUGAGCUCCGGACAGCGAGGCGGGUGUCAGCCAAGAGAGACCCCCACCAGCUAUAUGACCUGCUGAUCGAGGUGAGAGACCAUGGCCAGCCGCCGCUGUCCUCCAGUGCCAGCGUGCUGGUGAUGCUGGUGGACAGCGUGGCUGAAGGCCACGGCAGCGGGGACCGAGGCGGCGCCGCCAAGGCCAAAGAUGGCACCCUGGACCUCACGCUGAUCCUCAUCAUUGCCCUGGGCUCUGUGUCUUUCAUCUUCCUCCUGGUUAUGAUUGUGCUGGCUGUGCGUUGCCAGAAGGACAAAAAGCUCAACAUUUACACCUGCCUGACUAGUGACUGCUGCCUGGGCUGCAGCCCCUGCUGCUCGCAGCAGGGCCGGGCCCGCAAGAAAAAGCUCAGCAAGUCAGAUAUCAUGCUGGUGCAAAGCGCUGUUAACGUGAGUGGAGCCGGUACAGCUCAAGUCCCCGUGGAGGAGUCAGGGAGCUUCGGCUCCCACCACCAAAACCAGAACUAUUGCUACCAGGUAUGUCUGACUCCAGAGUCGGCCAAAACCGACCUCAUGUUCCUAAAGCCGUGUAGUCCGUCUAGGAGCACAGACACCGAUCACAACCCGUGCGGGGCCAUAGUGACAGGGUACACAGACCAGCAGCCUGACAUCAUAUCAAACGGCAGCAUUUUAUCAAACGAGACCAAACACCAACGAGCGGAGCUCAGCUACCUGGUUGACAGGCCGAGACGUGUCAACAGUUCGGCGUUCCAGGAGGCUGACCUGGUUAGCUCCAAAGACAGUGGCCACGGGGACAGCGAACAAGGAGACAGCGACCACGACGCCACCAAUCGAGGCCAUUCCUCUGGUGCCGAUCUGUUCUCCAACUGCACGGAGGAGUGCAAGGCCCUGGGCCACUCCGAUCGCUGCUGGAUGCCGAGCUUCAUGCCCUCCGACGGGCGCCAGGGUCUGGACUACCGCAGCAACCUCCACGUGCCUGGCAUGGACUCUGUUCCGGACACAGAGGUAUUUGAAAGCCCAGAGCAAACGAGCGAUAAGUCAUUCUCCACUUUUGGCAAAGAGAUGCCUCUCAGUCAUCACCACCAACACCUCCACCACCAUCAAAACCUCCACCACCACCACCUUCUUCAAAACCAUCACCUCAGCCACCACCACCAGAGCUCCCUAGAGAGGAAAGAGUUGGAAGCAUUUCUGCCUAGCUCCAGAUCACCUUGUAACCCAGCUUAUUUAACGAGGAAAAGGGUUUGCUAGCUCCUUUCGCGUGGACAUCUCGGAAACCGCGUGACUUUGCACAAUCACUCCCCGACAACCAAGGCUAUAAAAAAAAAAAAAACAAAACAAAACAAAAAAAGAACAAAGAAGCAUAAAUUUUCAGUCCAUUGUUGCCCUCCUCCCUCUCCCUCCUCACCCAGCGGAAAAAACAAAAACAAAAUAAAAAUAAAAAACACUCACGACUACACACAAAAUGAGAAACACCCCCUCCUUAAGGAACUAAGAGUUCCCUCUCCUUUCUGGAAUUCCUUGGAUCACUGCCGGGCUUUGGAGGCACCCCUCCCUCGGGAUUAGGAGACUGUUGGACACUGGAGAGGGGGAGAGGGGGAGAGGGGGUGGGAUGGACGGGUGCAGGCAGGUAAGAUGGAUAGCCUUAUUGGGAGGACCCCAUUGUGUCUCAGCAGGACUGAGAAACUCAACAGAGGAGGAGGGGGAAGGACAGUGAUGACGGGGAGAUAAAACCCGGUUUCACCGAUCUCUCCGAUCCUUUUCCAAUCUGCGUGUGCCUGUUUACAGCGCUGACGUAUACGUACGUCUCUGAGGACGAUCAAAACCCACGGGCCAGGACUUGAUACGUGUGCGGGAGACGAACUGAAACGAGAGCGGCCCAGAGAAACCGCCACUGAGCCCUUUAGGCAUUUGUACUCGCAGAGAGACGCCAAAUUGUACAGGAGAAUCUUUGUGCAUUUCAAAAUGCAAUACCACAGUUUUAGAUUUUUCUAUUCUGUUUAUGUGGUCAGGUGUCUCUAUUCUGAUCUACUUCAAACUUUGUAAGAAAAGAGUGUGGGCAGGAAUGUUUCUUUUUUUUUAAAUUCUGAGUUCUUUUCAUUUUUUAUUCUUUUUUUUUCUUUGGAUUUGGUUUGUUCACCAUAUCGUGGGCUUGGACCGUGUUUGGCCUGCACUUUUCUGAUUCCGAGGCGUCGAGUAGUUUCUAUCAUGUGUGAGAAGUGUUUACUGUACUCUUUUAAAAAGUUUCAAGCUGAAUAUAAAACUCUAUAUAUAAAUCCAUCUAUAUCUACUUGUUCUGAAGGCGUGUUGAUCCAUUUGCUAGGUUCCACAUUCUGAUUCAGAGGUUUGACUCUUGUUUAAGUAUUGACUCCCCCCCACCCCCACCCCCAACAAGGAAGGCUUCUUGUUUUCCCAGUGGGAGACAUUAAGAGAGACAGAAUGGCUUUGGCUGAUGUAAACCUCAAAACAAGUUCUCAUUU